Messenger RNA from Spea bombifrons (plains spadefoot toad), 541 nucleotides. RefSeq names its product protein PET117 homolog, mitochondrial. Gene Ontology annotation, biological process: mitochondrial respiratory chain complex IV assembly. Gene Ontology annotation, cellular component: mitochondrion. Bases 44 to 289 code for a protein of 81 amino acids. The transcript is spliced from 2 exons. The record is from RefSeq and is a predicted model, not a curated record. Lineage: Eukaryota; Metazoa; Chordata; Amphibia; Anura; Pelobatidae.
UCCACUGUAGCUCCGCCCUGUCCGGCCUUGCGCUGUUGCAGGCAUGUCUACGCGGUCCAAGGUGGUGCUGGGCAUCUCUGUCCUCGUGUCCGUUGCCACCGUCGUUGGGGUACACGUGAAUCAGAGGCUGGACAGAGAGAGACUGCGUGAAGGUGUAUAUCGGGACAUAGAGAGGCAGAAUCGCAAACAAGAAAACCUCCGCCUUUUGCAGGACCAGAUUGAGCUGACUAAAUUGCUUGAGGCCGAACGUGAGAAAAAUCUUUUGAAUGAAGCAUCUAACAAGUCCUAAGCUGGCCCUUACAAAGUUUGCAAAGCAGGCUUCUGAGGUUUUAGGUUAUUUUACAUUGGUCUGAAAAUUGGGAUUAUUAUACAAAAACUGAGUGCGAUUGUUUCCUGUGCUAUGGCGGAAGGGUGUGUUUGACGCCAAGAGUUCCACCUUUCUUGUAGAGGAAAGUGCUGAUUAUCUAGGCGAUAAACCACUAGGCACAUUACUUUUUGACUAUUGUGUGUAGAAGAUGGACAUCUCUACACAUAUGGCACA